This is a messenger RNA of Oryzias latipes (Japanese medaka), 3741 nucleotides long. RefSeq names its product Rho related BTB domain containing 2a (gene rhobtb2a). Lineage: Eukaryota; Metazoa; Chordata; Actinopteri; Beloniformes; Adrianichthyidae. Gene Ontology annotation, molecular function: GTP binding; GTPase activity; protein binding. Gene Ontology annotation, biological process: small GTPase-mediated signal transduction. The record is from RefSeq and is a predicted model, not a curated record.
UUUAGGUCAGGGAAUCGGAUCGAAUGGAAUCGUUCAAGCAAACCAAUAUGGACUUCUUCAAUCACAUGGUCAACAACAAAUUAUGAAAUGAAUACAAUCAUUAAAAUGAAUCGUUACAUCCCUAGUUUUAUAUUUCCUGCACAACUGAUUUUUUAUUCAUUUGGUCAGAGCAUAGUUAACAAUCAGUAUAGACGUUGUUAGAAGAGUCAUGGUGAGUUUUCAUGGUGCCAGCUGGAAAAAGCACAGUGAUGAGAGCAUGCUCGGGCUGCUUUGGUGGCUAUCUGGGCUCCUUCGGGGCUGUGGAAUGAGAUUUGAGGGCUUUAAAAGUGGAUCAGUGUUUUGUAAUGAAUGUUUUCCUCCCACCCUCCCUUCUUCUCUCUGUGGCUGUGCGCCUGCAUCGCCUAUUAUUAGCUGAGGCCUUACAGUUAGAGGAGAUGGCUCCAUGACGAGCCGUGCUCUCUUUGCAGCACAGCCGCCGCACACGUAAAAAGCACCCUCUUCUUCCGUCUCGCCCAUCGCUCUGAUCUAAAGGACUUUCCCCGCAGCAUCUGCUCCCGGCCGUCUAUUUCCAGCAAUCCUGAUUCAAUUUCGCCUCGAAGAUGAAGCUAAACACGGACGACCACCGGGUGCAAAGCUCUUCCCAUGGAGCGCUGCGUUAUACCUCUUUUAUUGAGCAGCCCGGUGCAGCACUUCCUUAUGUUGCGGUCCCAGUUGACAGAUUCUGAUAUGGACUAUGAGAGGCCAAACGUUGAAACUAUCAAAUGUGUGGUGGUAGGAGACAAUGCAGUCGGGAAGACCCGUCUUAUCUGUGCCAGGGCGUGCAAUGCAACUCUGACUCAGUACCAGCUACUUGCUACGCAUGUGCCCACAGUCUGGGCAAUUGACCAGUACAGAGUAUGUCAAGAGGUAUUAGAGCGCUCCAGAGACGUAGUGGACGAUGUUAGUGUUUCUCUCCGGCUCUGGGAUACUUUUGGGGACCAUCAUAAGGACCGGCGUUUUGCAUACGGCAGGUCUGACGUUGUGGUACUAUGCUUCUCAAUCGCCAAUCCCAACUCCUUGUACCACGUGAAGACCAUGUGGUACCCAGAGAUCAAACACUUUUGCCCACGUGCACCUGUCAUCUUGGUCGGCUGUCAGCUGGAUCUGCGCUAUGCAGACUUGGAGGCAGUGAACAGGGCAAGGAGACCUCUGGCAAGACCCAUAAAAUCGAAUGAGAUCCUUCCUCCUGAGAGAGGCCGAGAGGUGGCCAAAGAGUUGGGGGUCCCGUAUUAUGAAACUAGUGUUGUAGCUCAGUUUGGAGUCAAGGACGUCUUUGAUAAUGCUAUCCGAGCUGCCCUCAUCUCACGACGACAUUUGCAGUUUUGGAAAUCUCACCUCAGAAAUGUUCAGCGGCCUCUCCUUCAAGCGCCCUUCCUGCCUCCAAAACCUCCCCCUCCUAUAAUCACUGUGCCUCCUCCCCCAUCCACUACAGAGGAGCAUCCAGUAGGUCUUCUGGAGGACCCACACUGUGCUGAUGUCAUCCUGGUGCUGCAAGAGCGACAGAAAAUCUUUGCACACAAGAUAUAUUUGGCAACAUCUUCUUCAAAGUUCUAUGACCUCUUUAUAUUGGAAACACAGAAUGAGGAGACUGAAAAGCCUCCCCGCGGUCCUCCCUCUGGGAGAGAACUGCUUAUGCGUGCUGCUAGCUUUGAUGUUUGCGAGAUCAACGAUGAUGGAGACAGGGCCAACCUUAGGGCCUGCACCAGUGAUGGGACCUUGAAAGACUCAGAGGGAGGCAGACGAGGAAGGCUACUUUCCUCCUGGAGUCGAGCCUUUGUCAGCAUUCAGGAGGAACUGGUGGAUGAUCCUGUGACAUACAGCCCCAGGCUCAUGACAGUGGUACACAUGGACCAGUCCAUGCAGCCGGGACCAUUUCGAGCAGUACUUCGCUACCUGUAUUCUGGUCAGCUGGAUGAGAAUGAAAAAGAGCUGAUGCAAAUUGCACACAUUGCUGAGCUGCUGGAGGUUUUUGAUCUGCGGAUGAUGGUGGCAAACAUACUUAACAACGAAGCCUUCAUGAAUCAAGAAAUCACCAAAGCCUUCCAUGUGCGCCGAACUAACAGAGUUAAAGAAUGCUUGGCCAAAGGCACAUUUUCUGAUGUAGUAUUUAAGCUUGAUGAUGGGACAAUCAUGGCCCACAAGCCUCUACUCAUCUCUAGUUGUGACUGGAUGGCAGCUAUGUUUGGCGGGCCUUUUGUGGAGAGCUGCACCAAAGAGGUGCUGUUUCCCAACACGACUCGCAGCUGUAUGAGAGCUGUGCUGGAAUAUCUCUACACAGGGAGGUUUUGUUCACGGUCUGAUCUAGAUGCAAUGGAACUUAUUGUUCUAGCCAAUCGUCUUUGCCUCCCCCACCUGGUUGCACUCACAGAGCUCUACACUGUAACAGUAUUGACAGAGGCAGCAAUGAUGGGGACUGACAUUGAUGGAGAUGUGUUAGUGUACCUGGAUGUGGCCCAGUUCCAUGGUGCGCAUCAGCUAGCAGGAUGGUGUCUGCAUCAUAUUUGCACCAACUACAACAGUGUCUGCCGCAAGUUUCCCCGAGAUAUGAAAGCCAAGUCUCCGGACAACCAGGAGUACUUUGAGAAACAUCGCUGGCCACCCGUUUGGUACUUGAAAGAAGAUGACCACUACCAAAGGGCUCGCAAAGAGCGUGACAAGGAGGACUAUAUGUACCAGAGAAGGCAAUGUAAACGCAGGUGGCUCUUCUGGAACCUUCCUUCUUCCCCAAACUCAAACUCCCCUUCAGGCUCAUCAGCUUUCAUCUGAUCAAGUGGUAAGGGUGGAUGCAGUCUGGAAGCUAUUGUGUACAAGUCAUUAAAAAUAACAUAAAAGAUAACCUCUGCUUGCUCAGUACACCUGAAUGAUCAGGCACUCUGCUUCUGCUGAAAACACUGCUCCCAAUGUUGUGAGGUCCUGAUAAAAGUAGUGUUUUUUUGUAAAUGUAGAGUUUUAGCUUUAGAAAUAUUUAGAUUAAGUUUUCAAACGUGACAGAGCAUCAUGGAAAGACAGAAGUUUCACCUCAUUGUCAGUUGACCUCAACUGAGAACCAAGUGCUGCUUAUCAGCUGCAACAACCAGCAGUUCCACACAGAACCUAAGUCUCAGAGAUAUAACACUUUGCCCUUAAGUGUUUGCACAAUCUUCCAGGCGAUAUGACCUCUCAAACAGGAUGUAACAACAUGCUCAGAAACUGUAACGGAAGCUUAUUCUAGUCACUCAUCAUAAUUGAAACAAUAGCAAUUUUUUUUCUCUGUCAACUCUAUUUUGACAUGUGUUUUUUCAAUUGUGUACAACUUUCAAAACUAACAGUGGUAUAUGUCUGGAUGCACAGCAUUUGUACAAUGUGAUCUUGUGAUUUAAGACCUCUUGUCAUAAAAGGGCUUUAGUUUACAUGAAUGUGUUAAGUUUGCUCUUUUCAAGAGAUCCUAAAUCAAAGGAAAAAAAUGUUUUCUGUAGGAUGCACGCAAAACAAUUUCUAUCGUACAUAUUUUACAAUGUUUUUGUUAUGUUUCAAAUGGUAAAAAAUAACAUCCGGGUUUCACAAAAUUCGAUUCUUUUUUUUUUUUUUUUGAGUUAAAGAAGUUAUAGUAAUAUUUUUAUUCAUGUGUUUCCCUGAUCUGUCUCACAGAGAUUGCUUAAGGCCAUGUCACACAGCCACUACAUACAUUUUGCACGGAUGACAAUUGUUCAUAUGUGAAAUAUA